Lasiosphaeria miniovina is the source of this 4401-nucleotide messenger RNA. RefSeq names its product P-loop containing nucleoside triphosphate hydrolase protein. The coding region runs from base 1 to 4401 and encodes 1466 amino acids. Gene Ontology annotation, molecular function: ATP binding; ATP hydrolysis activity; ABC-type transporter activity. Lineage: Eukaryota; Fungi; Ascomycota; Sordariomycetes; Sordariales; Lasiosphaeriaceae. Gene Ontology annotation, biological process: transmembrane transport. The transcript has 12 exons. Gene Ontology annotation, cellular component: membrane. The record is from RefSeq and is a predicted model, not a curated record.
AUGAACAACAUGAUGGAUACCAACAGCUCGGCCGAGUGGCUGCUCGAGGCCGACUUUGGCCCGGCGGCGACGGGCCGCUUCGACUUCACGCUCGCCUUUGAGGGCGCCAUCCUGUCGAUUGUGCCCUCGGCCCUGUUCCUGCUGCUGGCGCCGCAGCGGCUGGUCUGGCUCAUGAAGCAGCCGCGCAAGGUGGCCAAGAGCCCGCGGUCCAUUCUCAAGCUGGGACUGAUCGGCCUGUACACGGCCCUGCAGCUCAGCAUCCUGCUGUACUGGGCCCUCGGACCCGUGCGCACGGCGGUACAGACGGCGGCGGGCGUACUGGUGUUUGUCAGCGGGCUGCUGCUGCUGGUGGUGUCGCACGCCGAGCACGCGCGCGCGCUGGCCCCGUCGACCGUCAUCACCGUGUACCUGCUGUUCACGCUGCUGUUCGACGCCGUCAUGGCGCGCACGCUGUGGCUGCUGCACAUGGACACGGGCGCCGUGGCCCGCCUGUUCACGGCCGCUGUGGUGCUCAAGCUGCUGGUACUUGCGGCCGAGGCGUGGGAGAAGCGCUCGAUUCUGCUUGCUCGGUACCAGAACCUCUCGCCCGAGAUGACGAGCAGCAUUCUGAGUCAUGGCGUGUAUUGGUGGCUUAAUCCGUUGUUGAGGACGGGGUUUGGCAGGUUCUUGACCAUGCAGGACAUGUAUCCGAUCCACGAGGACAUGGUGGCGAGGAAGCUGCUCGCCAGAGCGCAAAAGGCGUGGGCAUCGGCAAACCAAUCUAGGAAACACAGCCUCGCCUCAUCUACAGUGUGGGCCAACAAAUCCGUCUUUUCGUCUGGCGUGCUGGCUCGUCUCUUCCUGAUCGCCUUCAAGUAUUCGCUGCCGUUCCUCAUCAAGACGACCACGUCGUUUAGCGGGGAUGCGUCCCAGCCUGAUGCCGUCGGCUGGGCCUUGACCGGGGCAUGGUUUUUGGCCUUGAUUGGGCGGGCGAUAUCCAACGCCUUCUAUUAUCAGAGGACAUAUCGAUUUGUCACGUCAGUAAGGGGCAGCCUCUGCACCCAGAUCUUCUGCAAGACCCUCGACCUCAGCGUGACAGCCCUCGACGAGUCGAUCGCAGUGACGCUCAUGUCCACGGACACGGAGACGAUAUGCCAGACCUCUGCGCUGCUGCACGAGCUCUGGGCCUCACCCAUCGAGUGCGGCGUGGCCCUGUAUCUCUUGUACCAGAACCUCGGCCCGGCCGCCGUGGCCCCAAUCGUUGUGACAAUAGGGGCUACCGUUGCCGUCAUGCAGUUGGCCAGCUACACGGGACAAGCGCAGCGCAAGUGGGUCCGCAGCAUCCAGACACGGGUCGACGUGACGGCAUCGGUGCUUGGCUCCAUGAAGGAAGUCAAGAUGCUUGCCCUGUCGGACAUCGUGUCCGACAUGGUUCAGGGUCUCCGCGUGAAGGAGCUGAGGCUGUCCAAGGACUACCGCAAGCUCUUGUGCCUGCGCGUGCUUAUCGGAGGAAUCACGCAGGUCGGGGCGCCGCUGGCAACGUUUGCCACCUUUGUCAUCAUGUCCAAGACCACCGGCCAGCCUCUGGACACUGGGACCGCUUACGCCUCGCUCUCCCUGAUUUAUCUCUUGACGAACCCCAUAGUCACUUUCCUCCGCGCAAUCCCCAUGACCACCACCGCCCUGGCAUGCUUUGGCCGCAUCCAGAAGUUUCUGUUGUCAGAAAGCCGCGCAGACCAUCGCCUGCCCUUGCUCCCCGGUGACAGCCCCAGUGGCGAAGCCUCGACAGAUGUCAGCUCCCGGCCCCGCGAGAGUGGCACGGUGAUGGAGCUGCAGAACUUCAAGAGAGAGCCGGUGCUGCCAGCCGGGGCCCCGCUAGUCGUCGUAUCAGACGCCAGCUUCGGCUGGACGCGCUCCGGGCCGCCGAUCCUGAAGGACAUCCCCGUGGCGAUCCGCAGGGCGCACUUCACCUUCAUCAUCGGCAACGUGGGGGCGGGCAAGAGCACGCUGAUGAAGGCCAUGCUCGGCGAGACGCAACCGUGCAAGGGCUUCGUGUACACGGGAGCCCGCAACGCCGCCUACGUGGGCCAGACGCCGUGGAUCCAGAACCUGACGAUUCGCAAGAACAUCCUCGGCGUGUCUAGCUACGACAGAGACUGGUACGGCCGGGUCGUCCACGCGUGCGGGCUCGAGCAGGACAUCCGGGACCUCCCCAGCAAGGACGCCACCAAGGCUGGCAGCGCCGGCGUCUCGCUGAGCGGCGGCCAGCAGCAGCGCCUUGCGCUGGCUAGGGCCGUCUACUCCAGGGAGCAGAUUCUGUUUCUCGACGACGUCUUUUCGGGGCAGGACGCCGCGACCGCCGAGCACGUCCAGCAGGCCCUCUUUGCUGACGGGGGACUGUUUCGAGAGAUGGGCACCACUGUAGUCUGCAUCACGAGCACCAUCCACACGCUUGCGCACGCAGACCACAUCAUCGCGCUGAGCGAGGACGGGCGCGUCCUGCACCAGGGAUCCUUCCAGCAGCUCCACUCCGAGACGGACUAUCUCCAAGGCCUCAACAUCAUACGCAACGGCUCUGCCAAGACACCCGAAAAUGCCAAGCCGCCAAAGACCGACCACGGAGCAGCGGGCCCAGACCGACCGCCGCCCAACACCAGCAGCAGGGAGCCCGACCCGCCGAGCCGCGCCCCAAGCGAGUUCGCCACCUACCGGUACUACUUCAGCACCGUCCGCGCGCGGUACCUGGUGCUGUUCAUCGCGUCCAUCUCGCUCUUCGCAGGGGGGUACAAGAUGACCGAGCUGCUCCUCAGCUUCUGGACGGGCCACGAGGCCCCUGACGAGAGCACCAACAGCUUCUACCUCGGGCUGUACGGGCUCUUCUCGGGCGUCGCGCUGGCCAGCAUGGUCGUCGCGCUGUACGUGUGGGGCAUCGUGCUCACGCCGCAGAGCUCCGAGGUCCUGCACGCGCGCCUGCUGCGUGCGGUUAUCAGGGCCCCGCUGGCCUUCUUCUCUGGGACCGAUGUCGGGGUUACGACCAACCGCUUCAGCCAGGACAUGUCGAUAAUCGAUACCGAGCUGCCGUUUGAGCUUAUUGAUCUCUCGCAUGAUCUGUUCGUGCUCGUCAUGGGCGGCGUGCUGAUGACGGUGUUUUCGGGGUAUUUCGCGGCGCUGCUGCCGCCGGUCGUGCUCUUUUGCUGGCUGCUGCAAAAGUUCUACCUGCGCACAUCUCGACAGAUCCGACUCCUCGACCUCGAAGCCAAGUCGCCGCUGUUCACGCAGUUCCUCGACCUGCUGCAGGGGCUAGCGAGCGUGCGGGCGUUCGCGUGGGAAGAGCCCUUCCGCGAGCAGUACCUCGAGCUGCUGGACGCAUCGCAGCGGCCGUAUUACCUGCUGUUCUGCGUGCAGCGGUGGCUGGGCGUGGUGCUGGAGCUGAUGGUGGCGGUGCUGGCUGCGCUUCUCCUCGUGCUGGUCGUCAAGCUGCGCGCGCAGUUCUCGCCGCAUUUCGUCGCGCUCGCCGUGCUCAACGUCAUGUCCUUCAGCCAGAUGCUCGCCGCCGUCAUCCAGGAGUGGACGCAGUGCGAGACGGCGUUUGGGUCGGUCGCGCGCGUCAAGGCCUUCUGCGACGAUACGCAAGAUGAGAACCUGCCGGCCGAGCGCCUGUCGCCCCCCGAGCAGCAGCACUGGCCGGCGCGCGGGCACGUGGUUAUUGAGAAUCUUGUUGCUGCGUACACGGCCGGCGGGGCCCCCGUCGUGCGCGGCGUGAGCCUCGACAUGCCCGCCGGCGCCAAGGUCGGCAUCUGCGGGCGCAGCGGCAGCGGCAAGAGCUCGCUGCUGGGCACGCUGCUGCGGCUGCUGGAGAUGGCGCCGGGGUCGCGCGUCCGCUUCGACGGCGUCGACAUCGCCACGCUGCCGCGCCAGGCCGUGCGCGCCGCCGUGGCCGUCGUCCCGCAGCACCCCUUCUUCCUCAAGAACCGCAGCAUCCGCGAGAACCUGGUUCCGCACCGCCGGCAGCAGGAGAGUAGCGACGAGCGGAUCCUGGCGGUGCUGCGCCGCCUGAACAUGGGCGAUGUCGUGGAGCGGCUGGGCGGUCUGGAAAGCCAGCUGGACGCGGACAGGCUGUCGCAGGGCCAGCGCCAGCUGCUGUGUCUCGCGCGGGCGAUUCUCGCCGACAAGAAGAUCGUGCUGCUCGACGAGGCCAGCAGCAACAUCGACGAGCGGUCCGAGCGGCUGAUCCGGGAUGUCAUUCGUGAGCAGUUCGUCGGCUGCACCGUCAUCGCCAUUGUGCACCGCCUCGGCGCCGUCGCCGACUUUGACCAUGUCGCUGUCAUGAGCGGCGGCCGGCUGGUCGAGUGGGAUAGCCCCCAGGCCCUCCUGGCUCGCGACAGCGAGUUCAAGCGGCUGUGGGAUCUCGGCACGAACUAA